GGCCAGGAGCAAGCCGGCUGUGAAGGAGAAAGGCCAGAAUAGGCUAGCUGCCCCAUCUCCCCACCCCCUACUUGGGGGUAUCUCUCUCUUAAGUCUGUGCGGGUGGCAGCUUCUACCUGGAGAGUCAGGCAUUUAGGGCACUCUAGAAACUGGCCUGCAGGGUGGGCCCGGGUCAGAGCUUCCAGAAGGCCCCAUGCCAGGGCUGUGAACGGGCUAGGGACAGCCUGAGCAGGAGAUGGCAGGGCCAGGCAGGGGAGCUCAGCUCAACAGGCACCUCAACUUCCUCCCUCCCCCGCCCACCCGCGCCCUCCCUCCCCUGGCGCUCAGGGCUGUUUUUCAACUCGCUCAGCAGCGCGCACACGCGCCAUCCCUCUGGGUCUCCUUUCCUCUUUCCUGGAGUUAAACUUUUCCUGAAGGCGCUGCCAUCAGCCCCAGGCCCUGCCGGCCUCCAGCGGGGUGCAGAGAAGCCAGGGAAGUGUAGAGAGCUUCCAGAGGAACAGCAGGCUAGCAGCGAUCCGCCGAGAAGCACAGGCUUAGAGCCCAGGCCUACUGAGGACAAAGCCACUGGUGGCCCCAGCCAGUCCCAGAAACAGAGAACUUGACAGGGGAUAGACACCUGCAGCACUGCUUCACCGUUUCAAGACGCUUCCUCCCCUGCAGAGGCGAACAUCUCUCAUUCCACAGGAAGUCCUCAGGCCAGUCACCGGAGGGGCUGAAAUGACAAGAUCCUGCCAGCCAGCCUAUGCUCCCUCCUAGUCCUCCCUAGGAAGCAGCGAUCGUUUCCUACUUGUCCCUGUGGUGCAUCACCCAUCCCCACCACCAUGGCGGCCCUCAUCGCAGAGAACUUCCGCUUCUUGUCCCUCUUCUUCAAGAGCAAGGAUGUGAUGAUCUUCAAUGGGCUGGUGGCACUGGGCACCGUGGGCAGCCAGGAGCUAUUCUCCGUGGUGGCUUUCCACUGCCCCUGCUCGCCCGCCCGCAACUACCUAUAUGGGCUGACGGCUAUCGGUGUGCCUGCCUUGGCACUCUUCCUCAUUGGCAUCAUGCUCAACAACCACACCUGGAAUCUGGUGGCUGAGUGCCAGUACAGGAGGACCAAGAACUGCUCGGCUGCCCCCACCUUCCUCCUCCUGAGCUCCAUCCUGGGCCGUGCGGCUGUGGCCCCUGUCACCUGGUCUGUCAUCUCCCUGCUGCGUGGCGAGGCCUAUGUCUGUGCUCUCAGUGAGUUUGUGGACCCUUCCUCACUCACAGCCAGAGAACAAGGCUUCCCAUUGGCCCACACCACAGAAAUCCUUGCAAGGUUCCCCUGUGGACAGGGCCCUGCCAACCUGUCAGACUUCCGGGAAGAAGUCAGCCGCAGGCUCAGGUAUGAGUCCCAGCUCUUUGGGUGGCUGCUCAUCGGUGUGGUGGCCAUCCUGGUGUUCCUGACUAAAUGCCUCAAGCAUUACUGCUCACCACUCAGCUACCGCCAGGAGGCCUACUGGGCGCAGUACCGCACGAAUGAGGACCAGCUCUUCCAGCGCACAGCUGAGAUGCACUCCCGGGUGCUAGCUGCCAACAAUGUUCGGCGUUUCUUCGGCUUCGUGGCACUCAACAAGGAGGAUGAGGAGCUGGUGGCCAAGUUCCUUGUGGAAGGCACGCAGCCACGGCCGCAGUGGAACGCCAUCACUGGUGUCUACCUGUACCGUGAGAACCAGGGCCUCCCACUUUAUAGCCGCCUGCACAAGUGGGCCCAAGGCUUGACCGGUAAUGGCAGUGCCCCUGAAAACCUGGAGAUGGUCCAGCUUACCUCCUGAGGGCCCGGUGCCCACUCUUGCCAAUAGUCCUAAACUGAAAUUCUAGCCUGUUUACAUCAGCAGAGGGGCUUUUUUUUUUUUUUUUUUAAAUUAGUAUGACUUGGAGGGAAAAACAGGCCAGGAGAAAGAUAUGGAGUACAGACAGCAGACCAUGUGCUCAGCUCUGAGAGCAAGGCCUAUGGAACCACAGAAUCACUUUCCUGUUGGUCACCAAUUUUGGAGAAACUGAUGUGAGCAUGUCCUGAGAACUCCAUGGCUGGGGAGCACUAGCCAGCAAAACCAAGUGACAGGAAUGCCCACUGGUCGACUCUGGAUGUGACUUGGUACAGUUAACUUGCGUCUGACUGUAUUGUCUCGCCAUUGGGGAUAUGCCUUCCAGUGUGUACCUCUGGUUUUAUUUUAUCUAUUUACACUUUUGAUAAAGCUUUUCCUUUUGGAAGAAAA
Molecule: messenger RNA, 2237 nt
Organism: Erinaceus europaeus (western European hedgehog)
Lineage: Eukaryota; Metazoa; Chordata; Mammalia; Eulipotyphla; Erinaceidae
Gene: CALHM2
Product: calcium homeostasis modulator family member 2
Exons: 4
Coding region: 822-1793 (323 amino acids)
Molecular function (GO): monoatomic cation channel activity
Source: RefSeq, a predicted model, not a curated record